AUGUGCAAUGCAAGUGACUAUGUGAUUGGUGCGGUAUUGGGGCAGCGAAGGAACAAACGGUUUCAUACCAUUUACUAUGCUAGUAGAACCCUUAAUGAUGCCCAACUCAACUAUGCCACCACUGAGAAGGAACUUCUUGCUAUAGUCUUCGCUUUUGACAAGUUUCGACCAUAUCUCAUUGGGAAUAAGGUGAUAGUCUACACUGAUCAUUCCGCAAUUAAAUACCUUAUCAUAAAGAAGGAAGCCAAGCCAAGACUCAUCCGUUGUGUUCUCUUGCUACAAAAAUUUCAUAUUGAGAUUAAAGACAAGAAGGGAACUGAAAAUAUAGUGGCAGAUCAUCUCUCACUGCUAGAGCUUUGUGUGGACCAAAUAAUCAGGCGAUGUGCUCCGAAAGAGGAGAUGACAGAUAUUUUGAUGCAUUACCAUACACUAGAAUGUGGAGGGCAUUUCGGACCUCAUCGGACAGCAGCUAAAAAUAUUCUAGAGGUGGAGUUGUUUGAUGUUUGGGGUAUUGACUUCAUGGGACCCAUUCCUUCAUCCUACAACAACAAAUAUAUUCUUCUAGCAGUGGAUUAUGUAUCUAAUUGGGUAGAGGAAAUCGUAACUCCUACUAAUGAUGGAAAAGUGGUGCAGAAUUUUCUUCGGAAGAAUAUUUUUUCCAGAUUUGGGACUCCUAGGGCCAUUAUUAGCGAUGAAGGGACUCACUUUUGUAACAAGCAGUUUAAAGGUCUAUUAUUAAAAUAUGGAGUAAGACAUCUAAGAGCAUUGGCUUAUCACCCUCACACAAAUGGACAAGCGGAGAUAUCAAAUAGGGAGGUAAAGCAAAUUCUAGAGAAAACAGUUAACAAUUCUCGAAAAGAUUGGGCCAAAAAGUUAGAUGAUGCGCUAUGGGCUUAUCGGACAGCAUACAAAACACCUUUGAGAAUGUCUCCUUAUUGGUUAGUCUAUGGAAAAACAUGCCACCUUCCUGUAGAGCUCGAGCACAAAGCUUAUUUGGCGAUGAAGCAACUAAACAUGGAUCUUCAAGCAGCUGGUGAAAAGCGUUGUUUGCAAAUUAAUAAGAUGGACGAGUUUCGUAAUGAAGCUUAUGAGAAUGCAAGGAUUUACAAGGAAUGGACCAAGGCUUGGCAUGAUAAGCACAUCUCAAAGAAAGAGUUUCUACCUGGACAACAAGUUUUACUUUACAAUUCAAGGCUUCGUCUUUUUCCAAGAAAGCUCAAAUCUCGAUGGUCAGGCCCAUUCACAGUUGUUAAAGUUUUUCCCCAUGGAGCAGUGGAAAUCACUCAUGAUGAGAAGGGGACAUUUAAAGUGAAUGGACAACUGACGCAGUUCUCCACCUUCUUGCUCCAGUACUUGAAUGCAUUGAUGAGGAUGUCAAGAGAGAUGAAACUUGAUCCAUCUUCACCAAUGAACAGGGAAAUUUGGUAUCAUGAAUGCAUUCCAAUUUACAUGAAUUCAGCUUUGGUAUUUUGGCUUGAUUACAAUGUAUUUUUGCUUGAGUCAAUAGUGCUAUCUGAAUAUGAUAUUGAAACACCUCAGAAAUUUUGA
Messenger RNA from Olea europaea var. sylvestris, 1548 nucleotides. RefSeq lists its product as uncharacterized. Bases 1 to 1548 code for a protein of 515 amino acids. The record is from RefSeq and is a predicted model, not a curated record. Gene Ontology annotation, biological process: DNA integration. The transcript has 5 exons. Gene Ontology annotation, molecular function: nucleic acid binding. Lineage: Eukaryota; Viridiplantae; Streptophyta; Magnoliopsida; Lamiales; Oleaceae.